Molecule: messenger RNA, 707 nt
Organism: Clarias gariepinus (North African catfish)
Lineage: Eukaryota; Metazoa; Chordata; Actinopteri; Siluriformes; Clariidae
Gene: prorsd1
Product: prolyl-tRNA synthetase domain containing 1
Exons: 2
Coding region: 53-565 (170 amino acids)
Molecular function (GO): aminoacyl-tRNA deacylase activity
Source: RefSeq, a predicted model, not a curated record
UGUGUGUGUAUGAGUGGAAACGAGUCCUUUUUCGUGCAAACCCGAGGCCGUCAUGGGAUCUCCUGAACUCCGAACAGAAUUAGAAAACCUCCUGAAAAGUCUGAAUAUUGACUUUGUUUCUGUGGAACAUCCGGAGGUUUUCACCGUGGAGGAAAUGAUGCCUCACGUACAGCACCUAAACGGAGCCGUGACGAAAAACCUCUUCCUAAAGGACAAGAAGAAGAAAGGCCUGUGGCUCGUGUCGGCGCGUCACGACCGGCAGGUGAACCUGAAUGACCUGGCUAAGAAGCUGGGCGUGGGCAGCGGGAACCUGCGCUUCGCCGACGAGGCGGCCAUGUUGGAGAAGCUCAGGGUGGGUCAGGGCUGCGCCACGGCGCUCGCGCUCUUCUGCGACAAGGACCGCAGCGUCAGGUUCGUCCUGGACGCUGAUUUGAUCAGUGGAGGCCACGAGAGGGUUUACUUUCACCCCAUGACCAAUGCUGCGACGGUGGGACUAAAACCGGACGACCUGAUGAGGUUCCUGAAGGAGACGGGCCACGAGCCCAUCCUGCACAGCUUUGAUUAGAUCAGCUGACUGGUUUAUAAUGACAGGAAGUGCAUCCUGGAUGGGUUUUAUUGUACAAAUAAGUGUACUUUUGUUUUAUUAGUUAAUAAAUAUUAAUAAACAUCACAAAAUGCUUCAUCUAAAAGUGCAUGAUUAAAAACUG